Messenger RNA from Dreissena polymorpha, 5080 nucleotides. RefSeq names its product ETS domain-containing protein Elk-1-like. The record is from RefSeq and is a predicted model, not a curated record. NCBI's taxonomy places the organism in Eukaryota, Metazoa, Mollusca, Bivalvia, Myida, Dreissenidae. Gene Ontology annotation, molecular function: sequence-specific DNA binding; DNA-binding transcription factor activity, RNA polymerase II-specific. The coding region runs from base 483 to 1751 and encodes 422 amino acids. The transcript has 2 exons. Gene Ontology annotation, cellular component: nucleus. Gene Ontology annotation, biological process: regulation of transcription by RNA polymerase II; cell differentiation.
CGUAUCAAGAAUGUGGCUCCACGAGCUAUUUUAGUCGCUGUGGUUACACUUGCUUACUACGACGUCUGGAAACAUAUUACUCAGGCGCUCUUUGUUUACGAAGAUUUUGUGUGAAAACUGUUGCUUUUUAUAAAACUCAGAACAUUUUGACAUGUUCGUGUCGCGUUGCUUGGGGCGCUGUAAUGUUUGGGCUGGAAGUGUCAUGUCAUAAUUUUGAAAAAAAUUAUUCCAAGCGCUUUAUUUCUUUGUCGUGUUUGUUAUGGGAAUGAACAAAUAAUACUCACGAUAUUACUAAAUAAUAGACAUUUGUGUCAUUAUUUUCAACUUAACUGCAUCUGUACAAAUUGUUGCAACCGUUUAAGGAUGAUAUUAAAACUGUUUUCGAGAUUAAAUGUGGCGAAACUACAAAGUUAGAGACUCGGAGCUUAACAUUUAGAUUUAAAUAUAAGUUUGUCAGAAGGUAGCCGCCUUCAGCCCUGGCGAUGAUUCCGCUGUCCCCGGGCAUCGAGGGGCUGAGUCCCCCGCCAUACUGCCGAUGUCAUCGCUUUAUAUUCUAUCCGUUCCUUGCAGAACCAUCGUUCUGUCACGUGACGUCAACUUACCCGGAUCUGACGUCAUCAGUGGACUAUGAGACUGGACUUGCCACAUUGGCGGAGUCAUCUGUGGAUUCAUCGCAAUUUCGAUUAAUGGAUUCAAACAUAACGUUGUGGCAGUUUUUACUGGACCUGUUGGUAAGCAACAAGCACAAAGAGCUUAUACAGUGGACGAACAAUGAGGGCGAAUUCAAACUGCUCAACCCGGAGGAGGUUGCCCAUCUCUGGGGACAGCGCAAGAACAAACAAAAUAUGAACUAUGACAAGCUUAGCAGAGCGUUGCGAUAUUAUUACGACAAGAACAUCAUCAAGAAAGUGAUGGGACAAAAGUUCAUGUACAAAUUCGUGUCUUUUCCCGAAAUUGUGAAAACUGAAACAAAAGUGCCUUUCAAGCAGAAAAUGGAGACUCUGGCCCAAGAGUACGGGCAGCAGACGUACCCGCACCUAGCGUCCUACAAUUCGGCCGCCGUUAAGUCGUCUGCACAGAACGCCAUGAGCGGCUAUAUAAAAACUGAGGACUCCUCCUCGAACGAUAGUGACUCGUUUUUGAAGACCUCCGCGCGAAAACCGCAUGCAUAUAAUGGGUAUUUAAAACAAGAACAGCUCACAGUGAAUCAAUCUCAGGCUGCUCAGGAUUUCUCGUCGGCCUCGAUGCCUGUGCUGCCUAUUUCAGUGGUAUCCACUCAUUGUUCUGUGAUAGCCAGUUCAUCGCAAUCCUUUAACAAUUAUACCGAAGCAAAAUUUACAUCGGUUGCAUCGACACAAAAUAAUCAAAACAUUUCGAAAUCCAGUACAAAACCUAAACCAGGGCCGCUAACAUUAAAUGUGUCCGCGAAUCCUACACCCCCUCCUCCGCAUCAUCCUGUAGUGCAGACGACAAUUACCGAGCCUUCGCCUGGACCAAUACUCAGUCCGAAAUUUUUCCCGGUGCAUACGCCGUUUGCGCUGUUUCCCCCUAGAACGCCGCUACCGUUACAUUUCUGGAGCUCCCUAAGUCCUAUCACGACCAUCAGCCCUAGAAUGCCGUCGUCGUCAUCGGCGUUUCAAUUUCCGAACGGAAGUGGAGCGCAGUUGACUCUUCCAAAUUUCAGCGCCAUAGAGGGGUUGCAUUCGCCGGUUGUGUCUACUCCGAGCAAGAAAAUCCCCGUUCAGUCGUAACGCCUGUAGAACUGCUGCGCUAUUGACAGAGGCUCGUCCUGGGAAAACUGGGCUUAACCCAUUUAUGCCUAGUGGACUCUCCCAUCCUUCUAAAUUGGAUUAAUUUAUUUCCAAAAUUAGAGAUGUCUAGUAUAUUUAUUUCUAUAUUUAGAAUAUUUCUUACAUAAAUUUCUUUAAGCAAACAGCGCAGACCCUGAUGAGACGCCGCAUCAUGCGGCGUCUCUUCAGGGUCUACGCUGUUUGCCAAUGCCUUUUUUCUAGACGCUAGGCAUAAAUGGGUUAAUGCAUGUGCGUUAAGUGGCGUCCCAGAUUAGCGUGCUCAGUCCGCACAGGCUUAUCAGCUACGACACUUUCCACCCGAACUCGAUUUUCGCUAGGAAGAGAUAUCGUUUAAACGAAACAUUCAAUCGUAUCGAAAAGUUUCGUCCUUGAUUAGCCUGUGCGGACUUUACUUGCUAAUAUGUGGCGACACUGAACGCACUUGCUUGAAGCCUAGUUUUCUCGAAACGUGGCUAAAUAAGUAAUAUGUGAUUGAAGUGCUAUAACAUUCAGGUCAGUCAUUUUUAAUGAGUUAGCGGUCUGUGUUGUUGGCGCAAUUUAGCCCUUAAAGUGCUAUUAUUUACAUGAAACAAGUGAUAAAAAUCAUGCCCGAUAUCUUGUGAAUUGUAAAUUUGUACUUGCACAUUAAACAUAUUGCCCACAUAUGAAAUGCACAACAGUACGCCCGAUAUAACAUACUACUUUGUAGCGCAAUGUGUGGAUUGUCAAUAUAACGUGGGGAGAGUUUGAGAUUUUCACUGUCAUAAGUACAAAGUUAACUGUAUGUAUACAUUGGAGCGAAAGGCUGUGACGGCUUUGACCAAUACACAAACGGUUGUCCAUUUGUAAUUAAAACGAGGCUUUUAUGAUGUCAUUGCGCUUUCAUGUUUACCUUUUGUCAUAACUGGUCAAAUAAUUUUGUGGAAACCCGUUCAUCAUUUUGUAAAACACACUUGAGACACACGUUUAAAUAUAUUUAUACCAUGAUUAUUUGUUUUCGAUCAAAUGUCAAUUUUUUUUUUGAAACUCAAACAAUUUUAUUUAAGUAAAUACAGGCCACCGGCCCAAAAAUGCACAAUAUACACAUAUUAUAUACAAUAUGAAUCGCGUCAUGCGAAAAAAUGGUCUAAUGAUUCCAUCUGCGGCCAAUGUAGAUGCAGACUAGCCUGCGCAUGCGCGAACUAUGUUCUGAAGCCACCCUGUCAACUGUCACGCAAGGUUUCUAAAUCUUACAAGAUCAGAAGUCGAAGGUCAAAGGUCAAAAGCAUGUAAAAGUGCAGGGGAUGACCAAACUUGUAUGGACUGUAAAUUCAUCAGUGUUCAGGCAAUUUGAUGUAAUGAUUUGCCAUUUAUUUGAAAAUAUUUAUAUAUUCCUUACAAAUAAGAUCUGCUAGGGCAAAGAGUAGGGGCAAGAUCUGCUAGGCAGAAAAAUGAUUCAAAUUAAUUAUAAACAUUAUUGUAAACAUGCUUAAAACGCUGUCAACUGACAUCUGAGGAUAUUCUUGUGAAGGGUUAGUUAAUUAUAAUAUGUUUUAUUUUUAUUUUAUUAUACUUUUUUAUUUUCUAAACAUAUGUAUUUGCUUAUAUGAUAUACAUGCAGCAAUUGUGUAUGUUAUUUUAUAAAAAUGUUGACAUAUUUUAAACAACACUUAUAUUUUGAGGUAUGGAAUCUAGAUUAAACUUAAAAAUGUGUGAAUAUAAGACCACCGCCAAAUACUACAUUAAUUUGAGUUUAAUUUGAGUUUCACUAUACCGAUGUGAUCUAUUAAUGCAUAUUUAUUAUGAACUACCACCAUUUUCGUGUGAAAACAUAAAAAAAUAUCCAAAAUAUUAUCCUAUAUCUUACAAACUCCAUGACUGGGUUACCAUGACAAUUUAUGCAUAGUUAUAACUUGAAAACUGUUGUUGUUUUUUCUUGAAAAUUUAUCAAUAUUGUUUUUCUUGAUGCAACUGUUCUGUUUUAAGUCAUUCAUAGCUGGGUUGUUUAUUUUAAGUCCUAAUCAGUUGUAUUCUCAGGAAUCCACCUUAAGCUUUCAUUUUACAUGUAUCACAGUGUGUAUUGUUUUACAUAUUAUUUAGCCUCGCUCAGCGAAAAGGGGCUUUAAUGCAUGUGUGUAAAGUGUCGUCCCAGAUUUACAUGUGCAGUCCGCACAGGCUAAUCAGGGACGACACUUUCCGGUUUUAUUUAAAUAAUUGUUGAAAGGAAGUGUCUUGUAAACAAGCAUUCCGUAUCGGCGGAAAGUUUCGGAUUGCACAGGCUAAACUGGGACGCCACUUUUCGCAUAUGCAUUAAGUCCUCUUUUCCUAGAUCGAAACUCUUUAUAAUCUUAAAGUAGUGUUGUUUUUAUGUUGCGCAUUAUCCUUAACGAUAUUAUUAGUGCUAUCACGUUAUUAAACAUCAUAAGCGACUCGGGUUCCGAGAACUGCAUAUUACUAUUUAUUUAAAAUGUAUUCUGAUAACAUUGUAUUAGGCGUGUUAAAGAUUUUAAGGAAGGAACUAAGAAAGAAAGGAGUUGUAUUUCGCCCCCUGAAUUAUAGCGUUCUCACUUUUGUUGAAUAUGUGAAAAAAAUGGAACAUUGUCACCUCGACAAUCUGUGAACAAGUCACUUUAUGUUCAAGUGAUUCUUUGCCUCAAUUCCCUGCGGGAAAUUAUUUUAUUUUGAUGGACAUUUGACAACACCCAUUCUGUGUAAUCUAUGCGUUUAAAAAUAAAUCAGUUUGUACCGAUAUAAGAGACAUUCCGUGUCAAGAUGACAUAAUACAUUAGUUUCCUGUUUUCUAGGAAACGCAGACUCGCCAGGUAGCGGAAAUCGUACGUAGUGAGUUGUCAAUUAACAAUCGUCAGAUACCUUACUUGUGCCUGAUCCUCUUACGUGCGAUUGUUAACCCUUUCAGCGCUGGAACCGAAUGUUUAAGGCCUUUGCAAACAGUUUGGAUCCAGAUGAGACGCCACAGAACGUGGCGUCUCAUUAGAAUCCAAACUGUUUGCUAUUCUGAUGGUAAUCUUUGAAAAAAAAAUCGAAGAAAAUGCUAAUUUUAGAAAUGCAGCAGACGACAUUUUAGCAGACGACAAAUUUCCCAGCAUGCAAAGGGUUAAGGCGUUACAUAAAAGAAAUCGUCUGGCCAAUAAGAUCUCGAUCCAUUGUCAAUCCAGCUCAAGUUCCUUGUUUAUGAAAACCCGGCUCUUGACCCGCAACAUUUAUUGGUGUUUGCAUGCAUUCCCGUUUACAUGAUUCAUAUACGAAUGAAAAGAACAUUUUCAGGAAUUUAAUAAACAUCAAACCAUAAA